AAAAAUUCCAACGACGAGUCAAGUUACUGAUAAAUUCAUGAAACUUAAAAAGGGAGAUCUAAAAACACUAAAACAGCGAACCCAAGAACAGAGAAAAAAAGCAUUUGGGUUUCGAAAUUAAAGUAAUCGGAAAAGAGCUGACUUUUUUGGUUAUUCCGCAUUUUGGAGUUCGUGGUGGGACUAUAAAGAGACGAUUGAUGAGAUUAAACGACCUUAGGGUUUCUAAUCGGAUUUAAAGAGAUCUUGGAAAUGGCAAUGGCACCAGUAAUUAAGCUGGUUUUAGGCUCAAUCGCCUUUGCCAUUUUCUGGGUAUUAGCAGUUUUCCCUUCUGUACCGUUCCUACCAAUUGGUCGAACCGCCGGUUCUCUGUUUGGUGCGAUGCUAAUGGUUAUCUUCCAAGUGAUAACCCCUGAACAAGCUUACGCAGCCAUCGAUCUCCCGAUCCUCGGUCUUCUCUUUGGCACGAUGGUUGUCAGUAUAUACCUGGAGAGAGCUGAUAUGUUCAAGUACUUGGGCACACUGCUCUCUUGGAGAAGCAGAGGACCUAAAGAUUUGCUAUGUCGAGUCUGUCUUGUUUCCGCGGUUUCAAGCGCUCUUUUCACAAACGACACGUCUUGUGUGGUUUUAACAGAGUUUGUGUUGAAGAUCGCUAGGCAGAAGAACCUCCCUCCUCACCCGUUUCUCCUCGCUUUAGCCACCAGCGCCAAUAUCGGAUCUUCCGCUACUCCCAUUGGGAACCCGCAGAAUCUUGUGAUCGCCGUUCAAAGCAAGAUCCCGUUUUGGGAGUUUCUUCUUGGGGUUUUUCCUGCCAUGGCUGUCGGUAUUACUGUCAAUGCUUUGAUUCUUCUCGCUAUGUAUUGGAGGUUACUGUCUGACCAUAAAGACGACGAAGAAGAAGAAGAAGUGGAAGAAGAAAAUGCGGUUUCUGAAGCUGUUGCUGAGGAAGACGUCACAUCUCAUCGGUUUUCGCCAGCUACGUUACCACAUCUCAGCUCUUUCAGAUCCCAAGAAUCAAACUUGAGAAUGGAUCCUGAGACGCUCAGAAACAGAGCGGUUUCUGCAGGUGAGAGCGAUAUAAUGAACCGUGAUUCAAAUGCGUCAAACGCAGAGUCUCAGGGAGAGAGCUUCAAUACUAGCAAGAACUGGAGAAGAGUUUUAUGGAAAUCAAGUGUUUACUUAAUCACAUUAGGAAUGUUAAUAUCUCUGCUUAUGGGUUUAAACAUGUCGUGGACCGCAAUUACCGCUGCUCUAGCUCUUGUGGUUCUUGACUUCAAAGACGCAAGGCCGUCUCUCGAGAAGGUAUCGUAUUCGCUUUUGAUAUUCUUCUGCGGGAUGUUCAUAACCGUUGAUGGAUUCAACAAAACCGGUAUCCCUACGGCUCUGUGGGAUCUAAUGGAGCCAUAUGCGAAAAUCGAUCAGGCCAAAGGAACCGCGGUUCUAGCACUUGUGAUUCUUGUCCUCUCCAAUGUAGCCUCUAAUGUACCAACCGUGCUUUUGUUGGGAGCAAGAGUGGCGGCAUCAGCGGCUGCAGGGGAGGAGGAGAAGAAGGCGUGGCUGUUGCUGGCGUGGGUGAGCACUGUGGCUGGAAACUUGACGUUGCUUGGUUCAGCUGCAAACCUGAUAGUGUGUGAGCAAGCUCGUAGAGCAGUGAGCCAUGGCUACACUCUCACUUUCGCCAAACACUUCAAGUUCGGUUUACCUUCAACACUCAUCGUUACUGCCAUUGGUCUACUUCUUAUCAAGUAAACCAUCAUAUACUGGGCUCACUCUGUAUAUGCUUUCUUUUCUGUUUGUGAAGGAAUUUUAUUCAUUUCAAGAAUCAGUCUACUGUUUCUUAAUUUUUACGCACUUUUGUAAUUCAAGAUUCAUUGUAUCUUUUCACAAUGACGAAGAGAGCUUUUCAUUUCUCUUUGUAAGACAUUUACAAAACAACAACCAUCUAUA
Messenger RNA from Eutrema salsugineum, 1944 nucleotides. RefSeq names its product silicon efflux transporter LSI2. Lineage: Eukaryota; Viridiplantae; Streptophyta; Magnoliopsida; Brassicales; Brassicaceae. The transcript has 4 exons. Bases 250 to 1746 code for a protein of 498 amino acids. The record is from RefSeq and is a predicted model, not a curated record. Gene Ontology annotation, biological process: transmembrane transport. Gene Ontology annotation, cellular component: membrane.